GGAGGUAUCCCGGCGGGCUGCGCGUGCGGCCGCGUUUGAAUGGCCCUGAGUGGGCUCGGCCGGGGAUCCGAGGGAUAGUCUGGGCGGCCGGGGCGCAGUCGGUCAGCGCCUGGGCUAGGCGGAGGCGUCGCGGUACCAUGAGGCGCCGGUAUUUAAGAGAUUAUGGCAUCUGAAACCCACAAUGUUAAAAAACGCAGCUUUUGUAAUAAUAUUGAAGAUCAUUUCAUUGAUGUUCCUAGAAAAAGGAUCUCUAAUUUCACUAAUAAGAACAUGAAGGAGGUUAAGAAAUCUCCAAAACAGUUGGCUGCUUACAUAACUAGAACAGUUGGACAAGCUGUGAAAAGCCCAGAUAAACUACGUAAGGUGAUCUAUCACAGAAAGAAAGUUCAUCAUCCUUUUCAAAAUCCUUGCCACAGAAAAAAGCAGUCCCCCAACAGCGGGGGCUGUGACAUGGCAAAUAAAGAGAAUGAGCUGGCUUGUGCAGGCCGCCUCCCUGAGCAAGUGCGGCAGGGUAGUCGACCAUAUCUGGUGAGCCCCAGUGAUUCUGGUUCUUCACAGACAGAAAGCCCAUCAUCAAAAUAUAGUGGGUUUUUUUCUGAGAUUCCUGCCUUUCAGGUUUCUCAGGACCAUGAAACAAUGACACAGGUUUUGUUCAGCAGGAAUUUGAGAUUGAAUGUAGCUUUAACUUUCUGGAGAAAGAGAAGUAUAAGUGAACUUGUAGCUUAUUUGGUGAGGAUAGAAGACCUUGGAGUUGUGGUGGAUUGCCUUCCUGUGCUCACCAAUAGUUUACAGGAGGAAAAACAAUACAUCUCACUUGGCUGCUGUGUAGACUUGUUGCCUCUAGUAAAGUCACUACUUAAAAGCAAAUUUGAAGAAUAUAUAAUAGUUGGUUUAAACUGGCUUCAAGCAGUCAUAAAAAGGUGGUGGUCAGAACUAUCAUCCAAAACAGAAAUUAUAAAUGAUGGAAAUAUUCAGAUUUUAAAACAACAAUUAAGUGGAUUGUGGGAACAGGAAAACCAUCUUACUUUGGUUCCAGGAUAUACUGGUAAUAUAGCCAAGGAUGUAGAUGCUUAUUUAUUACAGUUGCAUUGAGAGACUUCAUCUACUAAAUAGCAUUUGGUUAUUCAAAACAUCCCUGGACUAUAUGAUUUCCCAAAAAAAUGUCUCAACUGAGAACUGUGAACUGUGGAAGAAAUCAAAACCAUUUUUUCCUUUAAAAAGCCACAUAAUGAAACCACUAAUGAAACGCUAAGGAUCUACUUCACAUUGAAGUGGAAAAAUAUCCAAAAGGAGCAGCUUCAGCUUCAAUGAGGUGAAAGUGCACUAUGAAGAUUGUUCACCUUUGCUGCAGUUUGGGAUUUAUAUGGUUAUUUGGUAACAUUGUUUAAGAACUACUGGGUCUUAAUGCAAUCCUGCAUAAGAAUAUAAUUUAUACUAUGUGAAAAAUAAGACAGGACUUAUUACUAGGAACUAUAAAGACCAAUCAUCAUUACUUUUUUUAAGAUUGUGUUUUAUAAGAAAACACUUAAAUGUGUGCAGCUACUAUUUUCUUAUGUUGGAAAGACUUUGAAAGUUUAAACCAUCAUAGCAAAUAAUCAAUACUCAAAGUUUUUUGUUCACACUGAGAUACUGUGUAUGCAGAAUGCCUUAAUUAUUAAUAAGCCAAUGUGUAUGAUACCAAUAUCUGUUUAAGAAAAUUAAAACCAACCAUGCUUCUGGCAUGAUAAAAUCAUGGAAUUAAAUCAGGGGUUUCCAUUCAUGUAGAAUGUUGUUGUUAAAACUUAUUCCACACCAUUCUUAAAACUUGAGAAUAUUUUUAGUAUCUCUGAUUUUUUUUUUUGCCAGAAUCAUGUCAUGUGUGUACGUGUUAUUCCCAUACAUAAGAAAAAGGUGAAUAUGUAUUUGUAUGAAUGCUUAACUGGAAAUGUCCAUGGAGUUGGCUAAUUUAUAUUCACUUUUUAUUGUAUAUAGAUUUCUAAUAUUUUCAGUUCUGUAUCAUUUAAGUUUUCUUCAUCUGAGUAAAUUCACUAAAUAUUUCUAUUUUUUGCUUUUUUAAAUUCUGAUUUUAUAUGAAUUCUAAUUUUUUUCACUACAUAUGUUUAAAGAAUUGCAUACAAUGCUUUAGAAUUGUUUACACUUAGUGCUGACCUUGUAUUUUAAAUUCCAACACUUUACUACCUCCUCCAAAGGUUGGUAUGAAAUGCCAGCAGACUGUAUGAGGUCUUUUUUUUUUUAAUACCACUCUUAGUAUCAGUGAAUGUCUUAACAUUCUGGAAUGUCUUAACAGCUGUAUGCAUUAUCUUGAAAGUGGCUGGGGUUAAAUGCCACUCUUGGCAUACAUCAUCUCAUCUUUAAUAAGCCUGAGAGGCGUCUGAGCAAAAAUUCUGAGUAAUUGAAUUUCUGUGCAGUAAUCCUUCAAGCACUUGAAUGUAAAUCUUUAGCAUUUAUCCAAUUAGCCACUACUGAUAUGAAUCCAAAACAAGCAUCUUUCUUGCUUUAAAAAAUGUUAUUUUUUCACUGAGUUCUAUUUUUGUGUAGCUAUAUUUUAUAUAGCUAUUUAUUCCUUACAGUGAACAUCAAUUGUAGUAACUGGUUAUUCUCUAAAGUUUUUAGAUUAGAAUAAUUUCAGAUUACUGCACUUCUGAGUUUUGAGAGUUGAGUUAUUUAAGAAGUCAUUUUUCAGCAGAUGGGAAUUUGAAUUGUAAACCUGCGUCAUCUCUGUGAAACCUUAAGAUCAUGAAAUACAACCCUUCUUUGUUCCUAUUCCUUUUAGUUUGCACUCUCUUAUCUAACAGUUUCAACCAGUCAGCGCAGUUGGUGCAUGGUGCUAAUGAGGCUAAGGACAAGAGUUCAGUCCUUUUAGGUGUUUGUUAACUGUACACACAUACACAGAACUAUUCAUGGCUACAGAUUGCACCUUCUCUUAGGUGUCCAUCUCACAGAUUCACUCUUGGUCACAAGGAAGAUGGUGUGUAUAGCAUAACACAAACCCUUCACCUCAAAUGGAAAGAUAACUCAAAUAAUUGGCACAUGGGAUACUAUAGACUUUAAUCUAAUAUUUAAAAUAAUAUUAAAAAUAAUGUAAUAUCUAAAAUUCUGUGUCAAUAUAGUUUUCUCUGGGUAAGAUCAAUGACUAAACAUUGUCCUCUGAAAAUCAAACUUAAUCAAACUUCAGUAAAAAUUAGGUACAAAUACAAAUGAAACAUAUUUUUUAAAAAAAGGUAUUAUCCUGUUAAUGCUGAGUUUGGGUUUGUUAAAGAAGAGUAGAUAAUACUUCAUUUUUACAUACUCAGAGCCACAUAAGGCAGCAGUCUUUAUUUAGCUCACAAAUAUUAUUCAGUGGCACACACUCCCAAUUUCUGUUCUUGGCCUUUGCAGUUUACCUUAGCACCUACCUCUCUCAGUUACUGAGUUAUGAUUAGUAUUAGGUGAUUUUAAGAUUCUUGGAUAAAAGAUGUUGGAUAAGUAAAUAUUGUUGAACUCUUAAGUUGUUAUCAAGCCCUUCUCAUGCUGUUUAAUUAGAACAGUGUUGAUCUCCAGAAAGAGCCAAAGAAAGUGUUUACAAAGUAUUUUGGCUGUUGUAUUGACCUAGAUUAGGACAAUUGCUGUCUGUCAUCGCUCUUUUGUUGCUGUGUUGCUAAGCAGUAUAACUGAAGGACUACCCAAGGUCUCUAUGCCUUUCUACCUCUUCUACCUUCUUCAGUUUUCUGUUCGUGACUUUCUAACUUUGCAAGUCCAGGGACAGGUAGUUUUUUGAGAUGGUAGAGGGUUAUAAUCAAGUAAUUUGCUUCUUCUAGGGAUAAAGUAAAUGGUUUUAUAAUGAGUGUUCAGAAUAAAAGUUAAAAGUUAGGAGGCAAGCCUUAUCAGAUGGUUUUUAAAACUAAUCUUUUGGCAGUAAUUUCAAAAGUAAUUGACAUACAUUAUUUACAUGAAUCCUGAGGUGUGAGAAUUUGGAUAUAAAUAUCUAUAUCUACUUUGAGGGAUCAUUAAUAUCAGCACGAACUCUAAGGGCUACUGAGGAAGUAAAUCCUAAUGCCCCUAAACAUACUUGGUACAUGUCAUGUCCUAACCUUAAAAAUGCUUGUGUGGGUUCAAAGCUAUAUAUCUGGACUUUGAAAUAGUUUUCUCAAAUUUAGAACAUUUCUAUAUUUGGCAAGUUGUUGAUAUAAUUACUAUCAAUGGAAAACUAAUUUGAGUAAUGAUUAUUAGCUAUUAAAUGCUGAUAAUAGAAAUUAUAUCUAAAUGUUUAUUUAGUUACUUAAGUUAGUCAAGGAGCUUGAAAAAACAAAAUUUAAAUUAAUAUUUUGGUAGGUCAUUCCCAGUUAUUUUUCUUCCUAUUUAAGAACAAAAUGGUAAUGUCAGUUGCCUUUGUUGAUUUAAAGAAAAAAAAAUAGAAUCACAAGCAGCUGACUCAACUGGAGUGAUCUAUUUGGAUGCACUACUUAUCUUUCAACACAGACUUUUAUUUUCUAGAUUAUUUUCAGAUGAAACUAGUAUUGCUGGACAUUUGUUGGUAGGUAUUUACUCCUAUGUUAUUCUUUCUCCCUUAAUUUUUAAUUCUUCUAGCUAUGGAAAUUGUCAUAGAACUUUGUGACACACUAUUCCCCCCUCCUUUUUCAUUCUGUAACAGGCACAUAGAAUAAAAAGUUCAUCCUUAAACACUGUAUGGUUCUAAUUUGUAAUAUAGCUUGAUUGAUUCAGUAACAGCACCAAGUAUAACAAUAAAAAUAAAUACUGCAUAUCGUAAACCCAGUAUACUGAGUACAUUUUCCAGUGCUGUACUUAAUAUAUAGAAUAUUGUAGUCAUCAUAAUUUUCUCUGGGUCAGAUCAUUGACUUAACAGUAAAUGCUAAAAUCAAACUUCAGUAAAAAUUAAGUACAAAUACAAAUAUAUACCACAGUAUUUUCUCUUAUAGACUAUAAUUAAUCAUAAAACAUGAAAAGACAUAGUUACUGUGUACCAGUAGUUCUAUGAAAGGGCAGCCCCACAGCUGCCAGUAUUUUUUAUAGCAAUGCUUAUUAUAUAUUCUUUGAUAUACAGAAUUACUAUUCUCUGAACUAUGAAGAAGUUUUCUGUUGGUAGAUGCCAUGAGUCUAGAUAAGGAGUCAGCCCCCAAAUGUACUUUGUGUUCAAGUUCUAUGCUUUACAGUAUUCUGUAUUUUCAUUCAGAUUUAAACCAGGAUUUUUUUUUUUUUAAAGGUCCUGGACCUGGCCAAGACUGUUGUGAAACUAUGGAUUUAUACAAAAGCUCAGAAGAGUUGAUCCAACUAGAGUGAGAGUCCUGGGAUACACUGAAUUGCUACAAUUACUAGCCUCUAGAAUUACUGUAUUGCAUUUAUUAACCAAACUUGCAACAUGGGGCCUGGAUUGGAAUUAGACUUCACUUUCCAGAAGUCUGGAGCAGAAUUUGCAUCCAUUUACUUUUCUACUUUCAUUUGAAAAAGAAAGUGAGGGGGAGGAGGAGAAAGAGAGAGAGAGAGAAAUGUAAAAACUUCAUUAGACCUCUGCAUGAAUUAGUUGAACGGGUGAAUGAGGACCUGCGUCACCUCUCAUUUGCCCUGCAGUAACCCGCUGGUUCCUCUGUGUACACCUGUAGCUUAGGCCCAACGACAGCAAAAGAAAUGCAAGUUAACACCUUCCUUUUAGGUAGGUUCCAAAGCUUACAAAAGGUUUAGAAGAUGCUUAUCUUCCCCUCCUUUGCCAUCCAGAUUCCUUUCCCCUUACUUAGAAUAUAGAUGACAAGAAAUCAGUGAAGGGGAGAAACCAGUUCACUUUUCAAUCUCUUGAAGGCCCCCCCUGCCUCUCCCUUAGACAUAGGUAUUCUUCAAGGUUCUGUCUUAGGUUCUUUUCUCUUCUCCCUCUACCAUUUCCCUGAAAAAAACAUUGUUUAUUCCCAUGGCGUCCUUUAUCAUCCACAUUAAUUGUUCUCAUUUGGGGGACAGAAGGGAAGUCAUUUUUUGACUGAUCAAAUAGGCAUAUGGAUCUUUUUUUUUUUUUUAAGGUUGAGAAAACACUGAAUUGUAUGUUUUAUCAUUCUCAAAUGUAUAUCUUGCUCUAAACCCGACUCAGCGCAUACACUAUAUAUCCAGUUGCCUACUGGAAGCAUCCACUGGGAUUAUCUUGUAGACAUCCUAAAUAAAGUGUACCCAGAAUUGACCUCAUUCUCCACCUCCACUCCCUUGCCCCGAACCUGCCCCCCAACCCCCUCUCCUACCACCACCCAGGGGGAUAAAAGUGUUGUGUCUGGGUCUUGGAUUUCCAUUCUCAUUGAGUAUUCCUAAUAUCAACAAUUAUCAAGCCACAACCCCAUGAGUCAUCUUUGAAUCAUCUCCAAAUCGCUCAUCACAUCCUGUUGGUACAACCCCCUAAAUUUCUCUCAUCUUGCCGCAUCCCUCCACUUCUGCCAUUACUUAGUCUACAUUAUUCCAGCAGCCUCGGGACUGCCCUCUCUGGCAUUCAUCCUGCAUCCCUACAACCUAUUCUCCACACAUGCUCCCCCAGAAUAGUCUAUGUAGAGCACAAAUUUUACCGUGUCACUCCUUAAGGCCACUUAGGAGAGAGUCUAAACAGUAUGGUUUACAAUCUCGACAGUGCCACCUUUCUCCCUUCUCCUCCCAAUGCUCCAGCUAGAAUGAACUUGUUUCAGUUUCUGAAAAACAUUACACUUCCUCUGCAAGGGUUGUUUGCCUGAACACUCUUCUCCCAAAGUUCACCCAUUUAUCAUGUUCUUGGCCUUCAGGUCUCAGCUUAAACACAGUAUUUCUCAGAGACUUCUCUGAAGCCUCUUCAGCUACUAGAGGUCUCUGCCACAAGUCUUUCACCUCAACCCUGUUUUUAACUCUGUGUAGUGUAUUGUAAUUGUUUAUCUGUCUUCCCAGGUAGACUGAUAGCUUUAUGAGGCCAGGGUCUGUGUUCUCUGUCACAUCCCCAGUACCUAGCAUUUACCUAGCCUACCAGUAGUAGGCAUUUAAUUCUUAGGAAUAAAAAUGCAAGGGUGUGGCAUCUUUGGGCAUACACUGUGUGAGGAAGUAAUUUAGUAGUCCAAAGCUAUUGUGUGGUAGCAUAGCAGCUAAAAAUGAGUAGUUAUAGAAUCAAAAUAUCCAAUUUUCUUCUCUCGCUUUUUUGUUUUAUGAAAUUGGUUUAUAAAUGUUCAUGCUGCAACAAAAUACAGCCUUAGCUAAAAUGUGUUUGAUUCUUAAAAGAUGUUAUAUUUAUUUCUCUAUGGUAUGGUUUUACACUCCACACAAGACCCAUGCAAGUAAGGACCAUCUAUAAAGUUCAAAAUUAAGGUAUUUUCAUGUAAUGUGUAAAAUACAUAAAUUUUCUUGGAAUUGA
This is a messenger RNA of Balaenoptera acutorostrata (minke whale), 7336 nucleotides long. RefSeq names its product katanin regulatory subunit B1 like 1 (gene KATNBL1). Lineage: Eukaryota; Metazoa; Chordata; Mammalia; Artiodactyla; Balaenopteridae. The record is from RefSeq and is a predicted model, not a curated record. Gene Ontology annotation, cellular component: nucleolus. The transcript has 10 exons. Gene Ontology annotation, molecular function: microtubule binding. Bases 163 to 1092 code for a protein of 309 amino acids.